CCUGAUUCGAUGGAUGCCAGCUCCAACCAACAACCAAUACCUCACCUCACGAAAAAGUCUCCCCACGACCCGACCUGCGAAGUGCGAACUAUCUUGCCGUCAGGCACAAGGGGAAUUACAAAGAACAGAUGGGUCUCUGGAGAACGGAAAGGUACCCAGCAUCGCCCGAAGGAUUUGAAGCAAGGGUUCCCCCUUCUCUUUGAAACUACUUGACUCUGUCGUAGGCAGUCCUUUUCAAACAUCAGCACGAAUAGAACCCAGCCACCACCCAACGAGGCCGUGCCUUGCCGCAACGAUUUUGUAUGUUGUAUUUUCUCAAUUCAACUCUCAAGUCGGUCCUUUGUUUCGGCAAAAUUUCAGAAUCUGAAGACUUUGAAUCCCCACUGGAGUCACUGGACAGCCUGAGAAACGAGAUCGAGGAGUCGCUUGUGCGAAGUGCUUUCGACAAUCGAUCAACAUUUCUCCCCCAGGGCGAAGUGCUUCGGUUAACAACUGAAGAGAGAAUCAGAAUGAUCUUUCUACAUGCUACGGACGAUUUGGUCCUUUUUAUCUGCACUGAGGCGAGACGAAUUUUCUUGGCUGUUGUAUUCAGCUCUAGGUGGUGUGACAAAACACUGUUCAAGAUCGCAGAGCAGCUUCAAACACAUAACAUCACCGAUAUGCAAUUGCCCAUUGACGACCUUUCAUCCAAUGGGAGUUGCAAAGUACUCCAGAGGAAGCUGAAGUCUGGCUGUACACACGCGGCGGCUCUAAGUGCCUUCCAUGAGUGGAAGGGGUUGGAGAUGAAGCGUUUCUGCAGGAUUCAGCAGCAGUUCAACUCACCAGUGUUCAAAAGGGGCGGAGUAGGGAAACAUUUUCCCACAGGCUGUAUUCUACCUUUCACAGAGGUCAAGUACAAUGUGAAGCAUGGCCACUUUAGCUCGGUCCAUGAGGCCAAGCUUCGAGCGGAUCACAUAGAUCACCCCAAGUAUAAUACCGAAGUUAUUCGCGUUGCUAUUAAGGAGCUCAUAUGUCCCCAAAACGAACCGAAGUUCAAGACUGAAUCGGCGUGGGGGCGCGAGGUCAAAGCCCUGGACGGCAUUAGCGAUAUUUGCCAUCCGCACUUGAUUGAUCGCUUGGCUGCCUUUAAGCGCGACCAAAAGCAUUUCAUUCUAUUCGAAUGGGCGGAUUCCGGCACUCUUAGAGACGUGUGGAACGAUAAUCCGAACAUCCACCUGCAGCUGAAUGGAAAACACAUCGAGUGGUUUUUAAAGCAAAUACUUGGCUUGGUCAGAGCCCUUUGUGAAUUACAUAAAUCCAAACCUCCGAAGAAGCCGCCCAUCACAGUGACUCACAAGUCAGAGGAAACCGGCAGGCAACAGAACGAUGCUGGUAUCCCCAUCAUUAUUACCAACGCAGACGGUGACGACAGCAGUACCAAGUCUACAAACACUGCGCCACAUUGGCGCCUUGGCGAACUCAAGCCCGACAACAUUCUAGCAUUUUCACACUAUAAUACCCUCAACACUUUCUUGAAGAAGUCUCCGGGGAACUCGAAUCAAACUCUCUAUUUCGCUACUCAGGGCCAACUUGGUGGAACGGCCCAGAUUAGCCAACUUGUGAACAGUCUGAUCAAUCAGAUGCUCGACAAGGACCCCGAGUGCAGCAAGUCUCUGCCGACUGCUAUUAGAGAUCUUGCCACGUUGGUUCGGGACAGACUACUGGUGGUUGCCUUGCCACCAAGAUCUUCAAGCUCUUCCGAGGAGUCUAGCGCCCAGUACCGCGCCAAAGCGGGUGAAUUGGAGAGUGAAAUGCUCCGCAUCUGGAAAAAGGCACGAAGCGAGGAUGCUUAUCUGUUCACUGGGACGGACCGAUCUGGUGCUCCGACACCUACGACUCUUUCUUCGGUCUCUACCAGCCCAGCAAAGAGAAAAGACUCAACUAGAAGGGACUCUGGGGUUUAUGUUGGGUUGUUGCCACAAAAGCGGAUCUAUCCUCAGUACGAAGAAGUUGAAUUCCGCCGAGUCGGGUCAGGCGCCACUCGUGUCUUGUCGAUUUGCGAAACCGGAACCCAUGAAUCGGUUACCAGCAGUCCCUUUGGCGACAUCCAAAUAGGUUUCCCAUUACUCCCCGAAAUCGAGACCGCGACAUAUUUCGAACUUCUCCGCCAAUGGUUACAGGACUGCGAUAAUCACCCCGGAUGCUCCCAUGAGAAUACCACAACCGGUCCCCUGAGGAACCCAACCAGGCUAAUCGAUGUGGGCGAGAUGGGGUCGACCAAGGUUCAUCUCUCUGAUACAAAACGUUGUGGGCUAUCUCAUCAGGGAGGUCUGAGAUAUAUCGCAUUGUCUCGCCCCUGGGGAGACGAAAAGUGUCACAAUCACUUCUCAACAACCAGCAAGAACAUUGACAAUCGUUUAGGAGAGGGAAUCGCCUUUGACGAGCUCCCGGCUACUUUCAAAGAUGCAGUCAAGGUCACACGAGAACUCAAGGUACAAUAUCUUUGGAUAGAUUCCAUCUGUAUCAUUCAGGGUGACGAUGGCGACUUCAAAGACGAAGCAGAGCACAUAGAGGAGGUCUUCAGCUUUGCGUACUGCGUGAUUGCUGCGAGCCGCGCCGAGGGAACUUCAUCAGGCUUCCUGGGGAAACGACGAAACAGGAAGUUUGUUGAGUUUUCGAAAUCUUCGGGCACUACGUUUUACGUUUGCGAAGCUAUUGAUGACUUUCAGCGGGAUGUGAUAGACGGGGCAUUGAAUAAGCGAGGAUGGGUGCUACAAGAGAGGGCUCUUGCCCGGCUGGGACAGCAUUCCUUUAUCCUCAUUAUUGCCUGGCUGAUAUUGGACAGCAACAAAGCCGCAUUUCUCAGCGACCCUGUUUCCCCAAAGGUUGCCACGAACUCUACGAAAGGUAGCCAGAUCCGUCUUUACGAAUCUCUUUACCGGCAGUACUCGACCCUUCAGUUCACCAAGGCAUACGAUAGACCAAUUGCCAUUGCCGGCUUAGAGCAGCGACUCAUACGAGCAUUUGGCAAACCUGGUGGUUUUGGCGUCUUUAAUCGCUACUUUAGGAGAAGUCUUCUAUAG
Molecule: messenger RNA, 3062 nt
Organism: Ilyonectria robusta
Lineage: Eukaryota; Fungi; Ascomycota; Sordariomycetes; Hypocreales; Nectriaceae
Product: heterokaryon incompatibility protein-domain-containing protein
Exons: 6
Coding region: 303-3062 (919 amino acids)
Biological process (GO): protein phosphorylation
Molecular function (GO): protein kinase activity; ATP binding
Source: RefSeq, a predicted model, not a curated record